This is a messenger RNA of Gadus morhua (Atlantic cod), 1482 nucleotides long. It is a transcript of the gene nubpl, whose product is annotated as nucleotide binding protein-like. The coding region runs from base 40 to 1008 and encodes 322 amino acids. The record is from RefSeq and is a predicted model, not a curated record. Lineage: Eukaryota; Metazoa; Chordata; Actinopteri; Gadiformes; Gadidae. Gene Ontology annotation, molecular function: 4 iron, 4 sulfur cluster binding; ATP binding; ATP-dependent FeS chaperone activity. The transcript is spliced from 11 exons. Gene Ontology annotation, cellular component: mitochondrion. Gene Ontology annotation, biological process: mitochondrial respiratory chain complex I assembly; iron-sulfur cluster assembly.
GGAUGUGCGCGCCACACUAGUCCACAACAACACGGCAACAUGGCGGCGCACUGGGCCGGCAGGAGGCUCUCUUUACUAUCCUUAAUCCUAACAAAAAGAGGACAACAUGUCCCGCUGUGCUGCGUGUAUUCACCUCGGUGGAAGAGCUCCGGACCCAGCAGCCUGCAGGACAGACAGCGGGAGAUCAUGGCCCGGGGUCUCCCCAAACAGAAGCCCAUCGCCGGGGUCGGCCAGGUGGUGGUGGUGGCGUCUGGAAAGGGAGGUGUUGGCAAGUCUACCACCGCAGUGAACCUGGCACUGGGACUGAUGGCCAUCGACCCGUCUAAGAGAGUAGGUUUGUUGGAUGCUGAUAUCCACGGCCCCUCUGUCCCAAAGCUGAUGAACUUGAAGGGGAAUCCUGAACUCACAGAAACCAAUCGGAUGAUCCCUCUCACCAACUACGGACUUCCCUGUGUCUCUCUCUCUCCCAGUAUGUCCAUGGGCUUCCUGGUGGACGAGGAGGCCCCCAUCGUGUGGAGGGGUCUGAUGGUGAUGUCAGCGCUGGAGAAGCUGCUCCGGCAGGUGGAAUGGGGGUCUCUAGACUACCUGGUGGUGGACAUGCCCCCUGGGACCGGAGACGUCCAGCUGUCCAUCUCUCAGAACGUCCCUGUCGCAGGGGCGGUGAUCGUCUCCACACCUCAAGACAUCGCUCUGCUGGACGCACGCAGAGGGGCGGAGAUGUUUAAGAAGGUCCACGUCCCGGUCCUGGGUCUGGUCCAGAACAUGAGUGUGUUUCAGUGUCCAAACUGUCAGCAUCAGACACACAUCUUCGGGUCUGGCGGCGCGAGGCAGCUAGCAGACACACUGGGAGUCCACUUCCUGGGUGACAUCCCUCUUCACCUCAACAUCAGAGAGAUGUCAGACCGGGGUCAGCCCGUGGUCAUAUCGUCACCUGACAGCCCUGAGGCGGAGGCGUACAGGAAGUUGGCGGCUGCAGUCCUCCUCAGAAUACAGGAGGUCACUGUUUGAUUGACGGCUUCAGCGAAACAACUGACAUACGACAUAAACACGACCACACACAUCCACACCACUCACACACUGCUCCACACUAUGGAGGACAGACGUACAGCCACUAACGCACUGCUCAAAUCACAGUCAAGCAUUCACUCUGUUCUAUGGAUGUAGUACAUAGGAUAGGAUGUAGCUAAUGUGCUACAAUGCUGCUGACUCAAUCUGAUGCUCAGCGUGUGGGCUGACCAAGGCACUAGGGGUCGCGACCUUGUGACAUCCAAGCCUCCCCAUGGCGUUGCCGCGGCAUCCAGCCGGGAUGGCUUGUUUUGUAGGCUCACUGUUUUCGUCUGCUUGUAUUUAUUAUUUCAAACGGUCAAUUGUUGAGCGCUGUACCGCUACACGGCUGUAUUGAUAUGUAUGUAUCUACCACUGUAUUGUUGCUAGGUUUCAUAUAGGUACAUAAUCCUGGCAAUAAAAACGAUCUCACAAGGA